GGGUGCUGUCAAAACAAUCAACCUGCACGCGUGUGGCGAUACAAAAACCGCGUGCUACCCCAUCGAAAACAGCCUUACUCCGAUUCGUUUUACGUGAAAUCCACCACAAUGAAGCUGAUGCAAACAGAUAAAUCCGAUGCCAAGGGAAAAAAGGCAGCAAAUUUGAAAAAGAAGUUUAAACCAGUGAAGAAAGGUAAACAAAAGACGCAACCGAAAGAUUCGGACGAGUCGGAUGAUGAGGGUAUUCGGCCGCUGAAGGAAACCCGAAUCUCCGAUGAGCCGGUGCCAAGAAAGAGCAAAUGGACCAACAGACAGCGUGUGCUGGUGCUCUGUGCCCGAGGCAUCAACCACCGUGACCGGCAUCUGAUGCGAGAUUUGCGAACACUGAUGCCACACCACCGUGCCGAACCGAAGAUGGAACGCUGGAAAACACUGCAGGUGGUGAACGAGAUGAGCGAAAUGAAGCACUGCAACAAGGUGAUGCUGUUCGAGGGACGCCGCAAACGUGACCUCUACAUGUGGCUGGCCAACGCAACCGUUGGUCCUUCGGUAAAGUUUCUCGUCGAAAACAUUCACACGAUGGGCGAGAUGAAGCUGACCGGCAACUGUCUGCGUGGUUCGCGCCCGCUGCUCUCCUUCAGCGAAGAGUUUACCAAGCAACCGCACCUGCUGCUAAUCAAGGAACUGUUGGUGCAGAUUUUCGGCGUACCGAACCACCACCCCAAGAGUCAACCGUUCAUCGAUCGGGUGAUUACGUUCACCUACCUGGACAAUCGCAUCUGGUACCGCCACUUUCAGAUCCUUUCGGAGGACGGUGGGCUGACCGAGGUGGGGCCCCGGUUUGUGAUGAACCCGAUCAAAAUAUUCAGCGGUUCGUUCGGGGGCGAUCCGAUCUGGGAAAAUCCGGUCUACCAAAGCCCGGCCAAACAUCGGCAAAUGCUGCGCAAGGCGGCCAGUGAGAAGUAUCUGCAGAAAACGAAGAAAAAGGUCGACCACGAGCUGAACGUACCGAAGGACACGCACAAGCUUACGCCGUACGGUGACAUUUUCAAGGGCGGUCUGGAGGAACGGGUGAAGGAGGUGCUGAAGCAAGAAAAGCAACGGUCCAAGGAGGAACGGGAGCGGGCAAAGAUUGAAAAGCGACAGAAGCUUAUGAAACAGCGGGACGAGAUGCGGAAGCUUAAGUUGGCCAACGCGAAACAAUCGACCAAGAAGAAGCUGCCCACGAAAAAGGAAAAGAUGCAGAAGGAACGGGAAGAGUCGGAUGCGAAGGAGCAAAGGAAGGCUUUGAAAAAGGGAGCAAAGGUUCAGAAGGGUGGGAAAAAGAAGUUUGACGGAAAGCGGGGAGUCUCGGCAUAGUUUACCACGUACAAGUAACAUACACGUUUAAUAAAGGGUACACAACAGCUUCAAUGUACAAA
Anopheles stephensi (Asian malaria mosquito) is the source of this 1421-nucleotide messenger RNA. RefSeq names its product ribosome biogenesis protein BRX1 homolog. Gene Ontology annotation, cellular component: nucleolus. The record is from RefSeq and is a predicted model, not a curated record. NCBI's taxonomy places the organism in Eukaryota, Metazoa, Arthropoda, Insecta, Diptera, Culicidae. The transcript has 2 exons. Bases 109 to 1359 code for a protein of 416 amino acids. Gene Ontology annotation, biological process: rRNA processing; ribosomal large subunit assembly. Gene Ontology annotation, molecular function: rRNA binding.